Dictyostelium discoideum AX4 is the source of this 4242-nucleotide messenger RNA. RefSeq lists its product as hypothetical. Lineage: Eukaryota; Evosea; Eumycetozoa; Dictyosteliales; Dictyosteliaceae. The coding region runs from base 1 to 4242 and encodes 1413 amino acids. The transcript is spliced from 3 exons. The record is from RefSeq and is a predicted model, not a curated record.
AUGAAAUUAUUAUUUUUUUUAAUCUUUUUUUUAUUAAUAAAUUUUAAUAUUUUUGUUGAGUCCCUAAAAAUUACUGAUCUAUCAACAAAAUCAUCACUCAAUCAGUAUUCAGAUGGACCGAAUCAAAAUAAUUUUCCAACAUGUAAAUUUGUUGUAGUAUUAUUUUUAGAAUUGUCUGAAAGUACAAAUGAUAUCCGUUUAUUCCAACCAGAAUAUAGUCAACAAAUCUAUUCACAUUCCACUUCUCCAUCAAACGGCAAUAAAACUUUAAUUUAUCAAAUUGAAAGCUGGGCCUCUGAUUCAAAAAAUGGUUUAAUAGUUGGUAAUUACACAUUUGGCGAGAUAUAUCCAAAUGGAACAAUAGCAGUAUCUAAUAUAAAUAAAAACUUUUAUUGUUCUGCGCCACCAUUACCAGAAAAAAAUAAUAUUAUAGCUACAGAUUUUAGUUUAUAUGAUAAUAAAAUUAUGAUUAGUUAUUUUUCAAUUUAUUCAUGGAAUAGAGCAAAUUUAAUAUCAUUAUCAUUUAUUGAUAAUUUAAAAUCAGAUAUAUGUGAUUCUGAUUGUAGAAUUGAAAAAUCUGGUAAUUAUUAUAUGAUUUAUAUGAAAAUUAAUAAUUUUGAUACAAUGACAUUUUCAAUAAAUUCAACAUACCAUAAUAAUUUCAAUUUUGCUCUAACUAUUAAUGGAAUUUUUAAAAAUACAAAAAAAGCUAAUAUGGUAAUUCCAACAAACGUUAAAUUUUAUCCAUCGGGUCCAUUUAUAAAUAGAUUUAGUGUUAAUAGUUAUAGCUAUAGUUUAAUUAAUUUAGAUUCAGAUGAACCAAUUAAAUAUUUAUCAUCAAACUAUGUAAAUUCAAGUGGUUUUGAAAAAUUUGAAAUUCAAAUGAGUCAAAUAAUUUUUACAAAUAAAUUAUCACAAGCAUUUUUAAAUCAAAAUCAUUUAAUGAAUGAAGCAUAUUAUGAAUAUAGAUAUUGGAAUAAUCAAACAAUAAAUAAUAAUAUUAAUCAAGUUAAUAAAAAUGAAAAGUUAUUAUCACCACUUUACCAAAUUGAAUCAUAUAUAAAUGGAGAUGUUGUAUCGGGUCCUCCUUUUACUACAUAUACAGCUUCGAUAGGUGCAAUGGAUUUUUUAGGUAUUGGUUCAAUAAAUACUAAAACUCUUUCAUUCCCAAUGGUUUUAAUGUAUCCACAAAUAUCAUUUACAAAGUAUUAUUCAUUCCCAUUUGGAUGUAGUGUUGCAAAUGAAUCAACAUAUAUAACAUCGAUAACUCAACCAAUGAGUAAUGGUAUUCAAGGAACUUUAAAAGUUUUUAUUGGUGGAUCAAAUGUAUAUAGUGUAGAUGCUAGUUCAAUUCCAAAGGAAACUUUAAUAUUUUCAUUGGAAUUUAUUUAUAUUGGUUUUAAUAAAUUCAUGGUUAAAACUAAAAUUGGGGGUGAUUUUUAUUUUAUAACAAGUCAAAGUUAUGAUUUUGAUUUUGCUGUUGUUAAAGCUACUGGUUAUGAUGGUGUUGGAUCAUAUUCUAAUAUUUUUCAACCUUCAUUUGGUCAAUUUAAAGAUUUUACAACAUUCAGAGCAUUUAGUGGUGAUUUAAAAGAAACACAAUUACCAAAACAUUUAUUACCAAGAAUUCCAAAUUUAAAUGAAAUCAUUGAAUCACCAAUAAUUAAUUCAUUAAAAUUUGAAGUUCAAUCAAUGAAUACAACCGAUGUUGGUGGAUUAAAUACAGUUUAUUUAGGUUUUAAUAAUUUUGACUUUAAACAUUCAAUUUUUCAUCAUCCAUCAUUUAUUUUAUCACCUAAAAGUUUAUCUUCAAAUAUUCAUUUUCAUAAAGCAAUACCUUUCACUUUAAUUGAUGAAAAUAAAAAAUUAUUUAAAGCAGAAUUUUAUGUACCAGCUAAUUUACCAACUGGAGAAGUUGAUUAUUCAAUUGUAAAUAAUGUUGGUUAUGAAUAUACUUCAAGUUAUAUUAAAUCAUAUUUAUUAAAUAAUCCAUCAACUGAUAGUAAUGUGAAUGAUACAUCGUCAUUAUAUACUUAUUCAGAAUAUGGUUAUUCAUUACCACCAAUAAUUAAAUCGUAUUCAUUUGAAAAAGAAAUAGUUGAAAUUAAUGAUUUACAAAAUUUAAAUAGAAUUAAUUUAACAAUUCAAUUACAACCAUCAAGAAAUCAAUUUGAUAACGGUUUCAUUUCAAUUGAAAGUUCAAGUAUUACUACAUUUAGAAAGAUGUAUUUUAAUUUUUCAUUUACAAAUGAACAAUUAGUUGGCGGUACAAAUGAUACAUUUACAUUUGAAUUGAAAUUUCCAUGUUUUACAAGUAAAUAUGAAAUUAUAAAUGUUACAUUGAUUGAUAAACAAGGCUAUUUAUCCUCAUUUAAUAAAUAUUCAUAUAAUGGUGAUAUUACUACAACAAUACCAUUACCAAUUGACCCAUUCAUGAUUUUUAAUACUGUGAAGGGAUUUAGUGUGCAAUGCAAUCAAUUGGCAAUUCUAGAAUCAUCUCCAAUAAUUACAUCAUUAACCGCAAAUUUAAAUUCAAUAAUAACUAAUUCACCAAUUACAAAAGAUUUACAAUUUACUCUACAAGUUAAAGAUCCAAUUGGUUUAAUGACAGAAUCACAAUUACCAUUUAUUUAUUUAGUUGGUGGUUUAAUUGAUGAUACUAUUAGAAUACCUUUUGAAAUUUAUCAAUAUAAUGAUACAUUUGCGACUUUUAAAUCGAAUCCUAUCACUGUCCCAUUUGGUUUUGGUUUACCAUUUUUAUCAAUUCCAUUAUCAGUAUAUGGUAUUUGUAAUAAAGUUGGUAUUAUUAGUGGAUACAAUAAAAAUCAAUUAAAAGGAAUGAAUAACACACAAAUUAUCCAUGAAAUUCCAAUUGUUUCAAUAAAUUUAACCAACAUACCAAUAAUUUUAGAUUCAUCAGCAUUCUAUAGUAUAGGUGGAAAUUUAACAUUAUUUGGAAAGAAUUUACAAGAUGCUUUAUCUGUUAACGUUUUAAUUCAAUCAACCCAAUUAUCAUAUCCAGUAAUUGGAAAUCAAAAUGAAAGUUAUUUAACAAUUAAUUUACAACCAAUUAAUGAACCAUUUUAUGUUAAUAUAACCAAUAGUAAUUUAUUUUUAAUAGUUCCAAUUCAAGUGCCCAAUAAAGUUAAUGAAUAUAAAAUUGUACCAUCAACACCAAUACCAACAAAUCCUCCUCAAAAAUGUAUUGGUAAUCCACAAUGUGGUGGAGCAACACAUGGUACAUGUACUGAAUCAGGUUGUGUUUGUUUUUCACCAUGGAUUGGUGAAUCAUGUAAUUCAAAAGUUUUAGUUAUUACGCCACCAAUUGUUAAUCCAAAUACACCAUCAACUAAUUUCACAUAUCAUGAUAAAGAUAGUGAAUCUGAAAUUGCAGGUAUAAUAUCAUUGGUUGAAUUGAGAGAAAUCGAUUAUGAAUCAAAACCAAUCAAACGUUAUCCAUUCGAUAAAUGGAUAUUGACAAAGAUUAAUCCUAAUGAAAAUUUUUAUACAACUUCAAUUUUAGAUAAUAAUAAUAAUAAUUCAAAAUUAAUUUGUAAUGUAACUGUAUCAAGUAUUUGGUAUGAACAACUUACAGUAAUUACAUUUGCGGAUCAAAAGAUUACUAUGGAUCCAUCUACAUUGAAAUAUAAUAUCAAUAUAACUUCAUACCCAUUCUCAAAUAAAUUAAAUACUCUUCAAUUGGUAAUUUCUGCAAGUGCAAAAGAAACAAAUAAUAAUUCAAAAUCAGAUUAUUGCUCAUCUAGUUCCUAUGGUAAUACAGUUUUAGAUAAUUCAAAUUAUUUAAAACUAACAAUUAACUAUCAAAGUAUUUAUGGUAAAUUUAUAAAAAGAGGUAUAAUUGAUUUUAAAACAAUAUCAAUUGGAAAUUCUCAAUUAGCCUUAAAUGAUCCAAUAAUUGAAAAUGAUCAUGGUGAUGAGGCAAUUACUUCAACCUUUCAAAAAUCUUUUAUUGCUAUUAAUAUUCCAUAUUAUAUAUUUCUUGCUCAACUUGAUCCAUCUUUUUCAGUUUUAGUUAAUCCAAACUUAAAUAAUGAUGAAAAUUCAAUUUGUAGUCAAUCAAACGAUCAUUCUAUUAAUGAAAAACUUAUCAUUGGUAUUGUUGUUGGUGUAGUUGGUUUUACAAUUGCAUUAGUGGUGGUUAUUAUUAUAAUCAUAAAGAAAAAGCAUCAUUUAAGACGUUUACAAUAUAAAAUUAAAUUAAAAAAACAAAAUAAAUUAUAA